GUGGGGGCGAGGUUGCCGAGUUUAUAGCCUGAAACUCACUAGUCUAAUAGCUAUAUAAGCUCCAUCCGCCAGUCGAGCCAAAAACAUUUGUGUGGACCGUGUGAUCGUAUAAGAAUGAAGCUUCUGUUGGUUCUUCCACUGCUGGUGGCUGUAGUAUCUGGCCAAAGAUUCGGAGGUUUUGGAGGGUUUGGAGGCCUGGGUAACAAUCCAGUGGCCGGAGCUUUUCAAAAUGCAGCAAGUAACAUUCAGGGUGCUGUAAGCAACAUUGCCAGUACUGUGCCGAAGGUGCCUCUGCUGUCAAAUGUCCAGAACUUUGGUGACUUCCUGGCUCAAUCAGGAAAGACAUACCUCUCCGCUGCUGAUCAGGCUCUGCACGAGGGUGCCUUUGCAACCACCAAGAAUCUGGUGGAGGCCGGAAACGAGGCCUUCGCCCGAGGAGCCGCCACCUUCAAGCAGGCCGUAAACGCCUUUGCUGAUCUGACCCAUGCUGAGUUCCUGAAGCAGUUGACCGGUCUGAAAAGGAGUCCCGAAGCUAAAGCUCGUGCUGCCGCUAGUCUGAAGGAGGUCAGCAUUCCACCAAGUCCCGUUCCAGACUCCUUUGAUUGGCGUGAGCACGGAGGCGUUACUCCUGUGAAGUUCCAGGGAACUUGUGGUUCCUGUUGGGCCUUUGCCACCACCGGAGCCAUUGAGGGUCACACCUUCCGCAAAACCGGCAGCCUGCCAAAUCUCUCCGAACAGAAUCUAGUCGACUGCGGUCCUGUGGAGGACUUUGGUCUAAAUGGCUGCGAUGGUGGUUUCCAGGAGGCCGCAUUUUGCUUUAUCGAUGAAGUGCAGAAGGGCGUGUCUCAGGCUGGCGCAUAUCCCUACAUCGACAACAAGGACAAGUGCAAAUACGACGGCAGCCAAUCCGGUGCCCACCUUGAGGGAUUCGCCGCAAUCCCGCCCAAGGACGAGGAACAGAUGAAAAAGGUGGUGGCCACUUUGGGACCAAUUGCCUGUUCGGUUAAUGGCUUGGAGAGCCUGAAGAACUAUGCCGGUGGCAUCUACAACGACAAUGAAUGCAACCAAGGGGAACCGAACCACUCAAUCCUGGUCGUCGGUUACGGAUCAGAAAACGGACAGGAUUAUUGGAUCGUCAAGAACUCGUGGGACGACACCUGGGGCGAGGCGGGCUACUUCCGUUUGCCACGUGGCCUGAACUAUUGUUUCAUCGCUGACGAGUGCUCCUAUCCUGUGGUUUAGGAAAGGAAUCUGAAAUAUAUAAAAUUCUUAAAAGGAUUUGCAAACGUUGAUUCCUUCGAUUUUUGAAUAAAACGAAAUAAUAAAAAGUAA
Molecule: messenger RNA, 1332 nt
Organism: Drosophila eugracilis
Lineage: Eukaryota; Metazoa; Arthropoda; Insecta; Diptera; Drosophilidae
Product: procathepsin L
Exons: 4
Coding region: 115-1242 (375 amino acids)
Cellular component (GO): lysosome
Molecular function (GO): cysteine-type endopeptidase activity
Source: RefSeq, a predicted model, not a curated record